Messenger RNA from Lutzomyia longipalpis, 1469 nucleotides. RefSeq names its product 3-ketoacyl-CoA thiolase, mitochondrial (gene yip2). Gene Ontology annotation, biological process: fatty acid beta-oxidation. Lineage: Eukaryota; Metazoa; Arthropoda; Insecta; Diptera; Psychodidae. The coding region runs from base 136 to 1332 and encodes 398 amino acids. The record is from RefSeq and is a predicted model, not a curated record. The transcript is spliced from 6 exons. Gene Ontology annotation, molecular function: acetyl-CoA C-acetyltransferase activity.
UUUGCGCCCUCUGUGUUAGUUGAGCUGGAAUUUGGACUCGCGGAUCUCGCGGACAACAAUUUGCAUUUUUCCUCUUGAGUUUUCCUUAUUUUCUCAAUUGUUUUUAAUUAAUUCGACGCAGUGUGUAUUUGUGCAAUGUCUGCAUUAACAAAGGGAAUCUUUAUUGUUGGCGCCAAGAGGACGGCCUUCGGUACUCUUGGGGGCGCCUUCAAGAACACCUCAAUCACGGAGCUACAGACGGUGGCUGCUAAGGCUGCCAUUGAGGCUGCAGGAUUGGAACCAUCCCAGAUUGAUUCCGUCAACAUUGGCAACAUUAUGUCGAUGGCCGCAAGUGAUGGAAUUUAUAUGCCCCGUCAUGUACUCCUCAAGUGCGGAAUCCCCCAAGAUCGUCCUGCCCUUGGGGUUAAUCGUCUCUGUGGCUCAGGCUUCCAGGCGGUUGUCAAUGGAGCUCAGGACAUCCUCUUGGGUGCUGCAAAGGUCUCCCUAACUGGUGGCGUUGAGAAUAUGUCAAUGACACCUUUCCUAGCGCGUGGAAUUCGUUUUGGAGUUCCCCUGGGGACAAAUGGGGUCCUCGAAGAUGGCCUCUGGGGCGGACUUACCGAUACCUACUGCAAACUCCCAAUGGCGCUAACGGCUGAAAAUUUGGCGGCUCAAUUUAAAAUUCCACGUGAGACAGUGGAUAAGUUUGCCCUUAGAUCUCAACAGAAUUGGAAGAAGGCCCAAGAUGAGGGGGCUUUUGCAGCUGAAAUUACUCCAAUUAAGAUCAAAGUCAAGGGGAAGGAAGUCGAUUUUACCGUUGAUGAGCAUCCAAGGCCACAAACGACGCUUGAAGGUUUAGCAAAAUUACCGACUCUGUUUAAAAAAGAUGGCGUCGUAACGGCAGGAUCGGCAUCUGGAAUCUGCGAUGGUGCUGCUGCUGUAAUUGUGGCCUCAGAGAAGGCAGUUGAGGAGUACAAUUUGAAACCCCUAGCUCGUCUGGUUGCCUACUCUGCUGUUGGGGUUGCUCCAGAAAUCAUGGGAAUUGGUCCUGUGCCAGCUAUUAAGAAUAUUCUCAAACUUACGGGACUUUCUCUCAAUGACAUCGAUCUCAUUGAUAUUAAUGAAGCCUUUGGCGUGCAGACUUUAGCUUGUGCUGAAGCCUUGAAACUUGAUAUGUCCAAGUUGAACGUCAACGGAGGUGCCAUUGCUCUUGGACAUCCUCUGGCGGCUUCCGGAUCGAGGAUUACGGGGCAUUUGGUGCACGAACUGAACAGGAAGAAGCUAAAGAGAGCCAUUGGAUCGGCUUGCAUUGGCGGUGGCCAAGGAAUUGCUCUUCUCCUUGAAUCUGUCUAAAUGACUGAUAAAUGAAUAUUUUUUCCUAAUUUUUUAACAAUCAGAAUUUUGUAUCUUUAUAUCCAUGUUUGUAAGAACCAUGGCCAUGGUAUUGUGAGGUUAUGGUGCAAGAAUAAAUCAAUUUUUGGGUAGGAAAA